AUGUCUUUCUCUUCCAAAUCUAGAUUAUCACGACCGUCACUAGCAGAACAGCAUCCCCUCCCGAGAGAAUGUGCCAUCAAGGUCAACCAUGAGGCCGCCCUAGCAUAUCCGUCCCCACAUUCAGAUCAGGAAUUUAUCUUAUCCAGUAACCUAGGUCUCCCACCUUCGUUCGGAUCUGCACACGUGGGCGAGACUUUCUCUUGCGCGUUAUGUGCAAACAAUGAGCUGCAACCGGGCAAGACGACAACUAAACAGGUGACGGGGAUGAAAAUCCUUGCGGAGAUGCAGACACCCUCACAGUCGAUACCGCUGGAUCUUGUGGGUGCUGAGGAUGGCUCUGAUGGUGCGAGGGAAGAAGAUGGAGGGCCGGGCAGUGCGUUGCAGCGGAUCAUCCGAUUCGAUCUGAAGGAGGAAGGCAACCACGUCCUGGCUGUGAAUGUAACCUACACGGAAACAUUGUCCACGAGCAGUGGGGCGACCAGUGGGCGUGUCCGAUCGUUUCGCAAGCUCUAUCAGUUUCUGGCGCAACCGUGCAUCAGUGUGCGCACGAAGGCAACGGAAUUGGCCGCGGUGGAGGUUCCGGAUAAGGCGCAUGGACCGUAUGGACGAAAGAGUUUGGUGAGGUACGCAUUGGAAGCACAGCUUGAGAAUGUGUCGGACGCGUCGAUUGUGUUGGAAGAAGCAAAGCUCCAGACCAAGAUGCCUUUCAAGGCGACGUCGCUCAAUUGGGAUGCGGAGAGGGAGGACAACCCCAGUGUCGAUAAUCCGGUCUUGAGUCCGAGAGAUGUUUUACAGGUGGCAUUUCUAGUCGAACAGGUGGAGGGGGAAACAAGCGGGUUGGAGGAGUUGAGGGCGAGCUUGAGACGUGAUGGAAGAGCGGUACUGGGACAAUUGGCGAUACAAUGGCGUACUGGGAUGGGUGAACGUGGUUCGUUGAGCACCGGUAACCUCCUCACCAGGAGGAGAGGGCCGUGA
This is a messenger RNA of Exophiala bonariae, 975 nucleotides long. RefSeq lists its product as uncharacterized. The record is from RefSeq and is a predicted model, not a curated record. NCBI's taxonomy places the organism in Eukaryota, Fungi, Ascomycota, Eurotiomycetes, Chaetothyriales, Herpotrichiellaceae. The transcript has a single exon. The coding region runs from base 1 to 975 and encodes 324 amino acids. Gene Ontology annotation, cellular component: TRAPPIII protein complex.